This is a messenger RNA of Anopheles coluzzii, 8635 nucleotides long. RefSeq lists its product as uncharacterized. The coding region runs from base 4575 to 8570 and encodes 1331 amino acids. The record is from RefSeq and is a predicted model, not a curated record. Lineage: Eukaryota; Metazoa; Arthropoda; Insecta; Diptera; Culicidae. Gene Ontology annotation, biological process: DNA integration. Gene Ontology annotation, molecular function: zinc ion binding; nucleic acid binding. The transcript is spliced from 3 exons.
AUAACUUUCUUUACUUAUUGUGGUAUGUGUUGUAAGAGCUCGGCUUUAUUCCGCUCCUUGCUAGAGCGCGGUAUAAUCUGACAACGAUGACAGAUAGUCAGAACACAUACAGAACGGAGUGAAGCCAGAUCGUGUAUUACAGCAAGCUACCCACCACAAAUUGGCGACGAGGACAGGAUUAAUUUUCUUUAUUCCUAUUUGCAACACGAGAUUGAAGCAUUUGAAUUGAAAUAAAAUAGGGGAAUCAGCGAUGGAACCAAACAAAUUAUUUGGGAAUUUGCCACCACUGUCGUUAGCAGGCGUUCCCCUAACCGAGCGGCGAACAAAAUGGACGACUUGGAAACGGGGGUUCGAAAUUUGGUUGCGUACGGCGAAGAUAGUGGACGGAACGGAGAAAAAGAAUUUACUUUUAACUUGUGGUUCUCUCGAGCUGCAAGAAAUAUUUUUCAGCAUUCCAGAUGCAGAUGUAGAGGCGGACGUAGACCAGGGCGUAGACCCAUACGAGAUUGCUAUUCUUAAAUUGGAUGAAUAUUUCGCUCCACAAAGACACGAAGCACACGAGAGAUUUUUGUUUUGGUCAAUGAAACCGGAGCCGGAAGAAACGCUAGAGAAAUUUGUAAUGCGUGCCCAAGCUCAUGGCUCCAAGUGCAAUUUCGGGGCAACUGCGGCAGAGAGUGCAGGGAUUGCAAUCAUUGACAAAGUGCUUCAGUUUGUACCGGCAAAUUUGCGAGUCAAACUUCUGCAAGAAAAAAACUUGUCUCUGGACGAAGUCAUUAAACAAAUAAAUUCGUAUGAAACAUCCCGAGUUGCCAACGAACAAAUGAGCGGUAGGAGCAAAUCUUUUGAAAUAGAUAACCAACACAUCCAUCAUAUAAAAACAUUGUGUCGAUUCUGCGGUCGUACCCAUGGGCAACAAUCUUGCCCGGCACGAGACAAAACGUGCGCAAAAUGUGGCAAGCGAGGUCAUUUCGCUGUUGUAUGCUACUCAAAUGCUGGACAAACUUCAAAUAGACUACAUACGAAUCAAAGAAUGCAAAAGAGGCCGUUCGGAGGGCACUUUAAUGAUUCGGAACUAAAUAAGAAAACGGCAAAGUUUGCAAGGAAAAUUCACGCAAUCCAGGAUGACGGAAAUGAACCUCUUGAGUGUGAAUUAGUGGAGAUGGUAUCUUCGGCAAACGAUUCAGACGAAUUGAUCUGGGCGAAAGUAGGCGGUAUCCUUAUCGAGAUGCAAAUUGAUUCUGGAGUCCAAUCGAAUAUCAUAGACGAUAGAACGUGGGCGUCAAUGAGGAAUAACCAAGUCAAGAUCAUCGGCGAGGCACGGAGUCCGGAUCGGAAGUUCAAGGCAUACGCUCAGACCGAUUGUUUAGAAAUAAUUACGAUGUUUGAGGCGGAGAUAGCUAUUGCGGACGGGUUGAAAGAACUCCGUACAAUUUCCAAAUUUUACGUAGUUAAAAAUGGUCCACAACCACUUUUGGGAAAAAUCACCGCAAAACAGCUUGGAGUAUUAUAUGUUGGAUUACCUAGCCAGCAUGAAUCAAUCAACCAGGUUGAAACAUUUCGCGUGUUCCCCUCAAUUCGUGGAGUCAGCAUCCACAUUCCAAUUGAUAAGACGGUGACACCCGUAGCUCAGCGACUCCGACGAUUGCCUUUGCCCAUGCUAGAUAAAGUUGAUAGUAAACUAAACGAGUUGGUCGCUAAAGACAUAAUAGAGAAAGUAUCGGAACCGAGCAGCUGGGUUUCACCCAUGGUGAUAGUUGUAAAAGAUUGUGGAAGUAUUCGGCUUUGCAUAGACAUGCGGCAAGUUAAUAAAGCAAUUUUGCGAGAAACGCAUCCACUACCAACCAUAGAAGACAUACGUUGGAGAAUGAAUGGUGCUAAAUACUUUUCUCGCCUUGACAUAAAGGAUGCUUUUCAUCAACUACUGCUCGAUGAAGAAAGUAAAACUCUCACAACUUUUAUCACCCACCGUGGACUUUAUCGUUAUAAACGAAUGAUGUUUGGGAUUUCAUGCGCUCCAGAGAAAUUCCAAAAAAUAUUGGAACAAGUUUUGGCCGACUGUCCAAACACAGUCAAUUUUAUCGACGAUAUCAUAGUUACGGGAAAAACUGAGACCGAACACGAUUUAGCACUAGAGAAAGUGAUGGAAAAGAUUGAGGAAUAUGGCAUUUUACUUAAUCAAUCUAAGUGCGUUUUCAAACUCACAGAAAUCGAAUUCGUUGGCCAACGUUUUAACCAGAACGGAAUGCUCCCUGCACUAAACAAAAUUGAAGCAAUAAGAAGCUUUCGGCCACCCAAAAAUUGUGAAGAGGUUCGGAGUUUUCUGGGAUUAAUUACUUACGUGGGAACGUUCAUUCCAAACUUAGCUACAGUUUCAUUCCCACUACGCGAAUUAACAAAGAACAACGCCGAAUUCGUUUGGGAGCGAGACCAGAACAAAGCAUUUAACGAACUGAUCCGGUUAGUUUCUAACGUCGAAAGAUUAGCCCAUUUUGAUCCUCAUCUAAAAACCCGAGUAGUGGCAGAUGCGUCCCCAGUAGGGUUAGGAGCCGUCCUCCUUCAGUUCCAGAACGAGCAGCCUAAAGUAAUAGCUUAUGCCAGCAAGAGCCUAACGAGUACCGAGCAACGGUAUGCACAAACAGAAAAGGAGGCACUAGCGUUAGUAUGGGCCGUGGAACGGUUCCAAAUCUAUCUAUUCGGAAUACGAUUCGAGCUGGAAACGGACCAUAAACCUCUAGAGGCUAUCUUUAGCCCCACAUCUUCUCCUUGUUUGCGGAUUGAGCGUUGGGUCUUAAGGCUGCAGGCUUUUAGCUAUGAUGUAAUUUAUCGGAAAGGAAAAACGAAUAUAGCUGAUCCUCUGUCUCGGUUGUCAAGUCCUAUUGAAGUAUCAGAAUUCGAUCCAGAUUCUACAGUAUAUAUCCGCAGCGUGAUGGAAAAUGCUGCAAUCGAUGUGCAAGAGGUAGAGAUUGCUUCUUCGAAUGAUGCCGAAAUGCGGGCUCUUAAGGAGUGUUUGGAAAGAGGUGCGUGGAAUUAUACAGAUGAACUACUGAAACCUUACCAAGCAUUUCGAUUGGAACUCGGAACAGUUGGAGACCUAGUAGUCCGCGGUAGCAAACUAGUAAUACCGAAAGCUAUCCGGCAAAGAAUGCUAGAACUGGCACACGAAGGGCAUCCUGGACGCACUAAAAUGCAACAACGGCUGCGAUGUACUUGCUGGUGGCCAGGAAUGGAUGAAGCUAUUGCUCGACUGGUUAGCAGCUGCUCAGGCUGCCAAUUGGUCAGCCAACCAGAUAAACCGGAGCCCAUGAAGCGAAGGCCACUACCACAUAAGCCUUGGGUAGAUGUAGCAAUCGAUUUUUUGGGCCCACUACCAACUGGUGAUUAUCUACUAGUAAUCAUUGAUUACUUCAGUCGGUACAAAGAGGUCGAAAUUGUUAAGAAAAUUACAGCGAUUGAAACAUCUGAACGACUUGAACGAAUAUUUGUGCGUCUUGGCUAUCCGAGAACCAUAACACUCGACAAUGGAAGGCAAUUUGUGAGCAAUUAUUUUGACAACUAUUGCAAACAGCGAGGAAUAUUGCUUAACAAGACAACCCCAUAUUGGCCGCAAGAAAAUGGUCUGGUUGAACGCCAGAACAGGUCUUUGCUAAAAAGGCUGAAGAUAAGCCAGGCUCAGAACGGGGAUUGGAAAAAAGAUUUGGGGGCGUAUCUCUCCAUGUACUACGCCACUCCACACAGCACCACAGGGAAAACACCGAGUGAGUUGAUGUUCAACCGAAAUAUCCGGACAAAAAUACCAUCAUUGGGAGACAUCAGUACCGGAUCUGCAUUACCAAUGUCUGAUUACAGGGAUAGAGACACAUGUAUGAAGGAAAAGGGAAGAGUGACAGAAGAUCAACGACGCAAAGCAAAACCGUCUGAUAUAAUAGUAGGAGAUAGAGUCCUAUUGAGGAAUACAAUGCCAGGCAACAAACUGAGUACACCCUUUGGACCACAGAUUGCAAAAGUAAUUGAGAAGCAAGGUUCUCGCGUAACAGUACAGGAUGAGCAAAACGGGAAAUUAUAUGACAGGAAUUCGAGCCACCUAAAAGAGUACAAGGACCCAGACGAUCAUAGGGAUGGUUGUGAGAGGGUGGUGGAUAACCAGGAGGAAGGAGUAGGUUUUAAUGAACCAACGACCGAAGAGAUACCGAGAACACUCUCCCGUCCGAAACGAGAAAUUAAACGUCCCGCUAGGUUCCUAUCAUAGAGUAAGAGAUUGGGUGAAAUAAUCAGAUGAAAUCAAAUAGUAAAUAAAUAAUUUGGGGAAUUGUAUUUAUCGUUUAUUAUUCGGAAAAAAGGGAGAUGUGGUAUGUGUUGUAAGAGCUCGGCUUUAUUCCGCUCCUUGCUAGAGCGCGGUAUAAUCUGACAACGAUGACAGAUAGUCAGAACACAUACAGAACGGAGUGAAGCCAGAUCGUGUAUUACAGCAAGCUACCCACCACAAAUUGGCGACGAGGACAGGAUUAAUUUUCUUUAUUCCUAUUUGCAACACGAGAUUGAAGCAUUUGAAUUGAAAUAAAAUAGGGGAAUCAGCGAUGGAACCAAACAAAUUAUUUGGGAAUUUGCCACCACUGUCGUUAGCAGGCGUUCCCCUAACCGAGCGGCGAACAAAAUGGACGACUUGGAAACGGGGGUUCGAAAUUUGGUUGCGUACGGCGAAGAUAGUGGACGGAACGGAGAAAAAGAAUUUACUUUUAACUUGUGGUUCUCUCGAGCUGCAAGAAAUAUUUUUCAGCAUUCCAGAUGCAGAUGUAGAGGCGGACGUAGACCAGGGCGUAGACCCAUACGAGAUUGCUAUUCUUAAAUUGGAUGAAUAUUUCGCUCCACAAAGACACGAAGCACACGAGAGAUUUUUGUUUUGGUCAAUGAAACCGGAGCCGGAAGAAACGCUAGAGAAAUUUGUAAUGCGUGCCCAAGCUCAUGGCUCCAAGUGCAAUUUCGGGGCAACUGCGGCAGAGAGUGCAGGGAUUGCAAUCAUUGACAAAGUGCUUCAGUUUGUACCGGCAAAUUUGCGAGUCAAACUUCUGCAAGAAAAAAACUUGUCUCUGGACGAAGUCAUUAAACAAAUAAAUUCGUAUGAAACAUCCCGAGUUGCCAACGAACAAAUGAGCGGUAGGAGCAAAUCUUUUGAAAUAGAUAACCAACACAUCCAUCAUAUAAAAACAUUGUGUCGAUUCUGCGGUCGUACCCAUGGGCAACAAUCUUGCCCGGCACGAGACAAAACGUGCGCAAAAUGUGGCAAGCGAGGUCAUUUCGCUGUUGUAUGCUACUCAAAUGCUGGACAAACUUCAAAUAGACUACAUACGAAUCAAAGAAUGCAAAAGAGGCCGUUCGGAGGGCACUUUAAUGAUUCGGAACUAAAUAAGAAAACGGCAAAGUUUGCAAGGAAAAUUCACGCAAUCCAGGAUGACGGAAAUGAACCUCUUGAGUGUGAAUUAGUGGAGAUGGUAUCUUCGGCAAACGAUUCAGACGAAUUGAUCUGGGCGAAAGUAGGCGGUAUCCUUAUCGAGAUGCAAAUUGAUUCUGGAGUCCAAUCGAAUAUCAUAGACGAUAGAACGUGGGCGUCAAUGAGGAAUAACCAAGUCAAGAUCAUCGGCGAGGCACGGAGUCCGGAUCGGAAGUUCAAGGCAUACGCUCAGACCGAUUGUUUAGAAAUAAUUACGAUGUUUGAGGCGGAGAUAGCUAUUGCGGACGGGUUGAAAGAACUCCGUACAAUUUCCAAAUUUUACGUAGUUAAAAAUGGUCCACAACCACUUUUGGGAAAAAUCACCGCAAAACAGCUUGGAGUAUUAUAUGUUGGAUUACCUAGCCAGCAUGAAUCAAUCAACCAGGUUGAAACAUUUCGCGUGUUCCCCUCAAUUCGUGGAGUCAGCAUCCACAUUCCAAUUGAUAAGACGGUGACACCCGUAGCUCAGCGACUCCGACGAUUGCCUUUGCCCAUGCUAGAUAAAGUUGAUAGUAAACUAAACGAGUUGGUCGCUAAAGACAUAAUAGAGAAAGUAUCGGAACCGAGCAGCUGGGUUUCACCCAUGGUGAUAGUUGUAAAAGAUUGUGGAAGUAUUCGGCUUUGCAUAGACAUGCGGCAAGUUAAUAAAGCAAUUUUGCGAGAAACGCAUCCACUACCAACCAUAGAAGACAUACGUUGGAGAAUGAAUGGUGCUAAAUACUUUUCUCGCCUUGACAUAAAGGAUGCUUUUCAUCAACUACUGCUCGAUGAAGAAAGUAAAACUCUCACAACUUUUAUCACCCACCGUGGACUUUAUCGUUAUAAACGAAUGAUGUUUGGGAUUUCAUGCGCUCCAGAGAAAUUCCAAAAAAUAUUGGAACAAGUUUUGGCCGACUGUCCAAACACAGUCAAUUUUAUCGACGAUAUCAUAGUUACGGGAAAAACUGAGACCGAACACGAUUUAGCACUAGAGAAAGUGAUGGAAAAGAUUGAGGAAUAUGGCAUUUUACUUAAUCAAUCUAAGUGCGUUUUCAAACUCACAGAAAUCGAAUUCGUUGGCCAACGUUUUAACCAGAACGGAAUGCUCCCUGCACUAAACAAAAUUGAAGCAAUAAGAAGCUUUCGGCCACCCAAAAAUUGUGAAGAGGUUCGGAGUUUUCUGGGAUUAAUUACUUACGUGGGAACGUUCAUUCCAAACUUAGCUACAGUUUCAUUCCCACUACGCGAAUUAACAAAGAACAACGCCGAAUUCGUUUGGGAGCGAGACCAGAACAAAGCAUUUAACGAACUGAUCCGGUUAGUUUCUAACGUCGAAAGAUUAGCCCAUUUUGAUCCUCAUCUAAAAACCCGAGUAGUGGCAGAUGCGUCCCCAGUAGGGUUAGGAGCCGUCCUCCUUCAGUUCCAGAACGAGCAGCCUAAAGUAAUAGCUUAUGCCAGCAAGAGCCUAACGAGUACCGAGCAACGGUAUGCACAAACAGAAAAGGAGGCACUAGCGUUAGUAUGGGCCGUGGAACGGUUCCAAAUCUAUCUAUUCGGAAUACGAUUCGAGCUGGAAACGGACCAUAAACCUCUAGAGGCUAUCUUUAGCCCCACAUCUUCUCCUUGUUUGCGGAUUGAGCGUUGGGUCUUAAGGCUGCAGGCUUUUAGCUAUGAUGUAAUUUAUCGGAAAGGAAAAACGAAUAUAGCUGAUCCUCUGUCUCGGUUGUCAAGUCCUAUUGAAGUAUCAGAAUUCGAUCCAGAUUCUACAGUAUAUAUCCGCAGCGUGAUGGAAAAUGCUGCAAUCGAUGUGCAAGAGGUAGAGAUUGCUUCUUCGAAUGAUGCCGAAAUGCGGGCUCUUAAGGAGUGUUUGGAAAGAGGUGCGUGGAAUUAUACAGAUGAACUACUGAAACCUUACCAAGCAUUUCGAUUGGAACUCGGAACAGUUGGAGACCUAGUAGUCCGCGGUAGCAAACUAGUAAUACCGAAAGCUAUCCGGCAAAGAAUGCUAGAACUGGCACACGAAGGGCAUCCUGGACGCACUAAAAUGCAACAACGGCUGCGAUGUACUUGCUGGUGGCCAGGAAUGGAUGAAGCUAUUGCUCGACUGGUUAGCAGCUGCUCAGGCUGCCAAUUGGUCAGCCAACCAGAUAAACCGGAGCCCAUGAAGCGAAGGCCACUACCACAUAAGCCUUGGGUAGAUGUAGCAAUCGAUUUUUUGGGCCCACUACCAACUGGUGAUUAUCUACUAGUAAUCAUUGAUUACUUCAGUCGGUACAAAGAGGUCGAAAUUGUUAAGAAAAUUACAGCGAUUGAAACAUCUGAACGACUUGAACGAAUAUUUGUGCGUCUUGGCUAUCCGAGAACCAUAACACUCGACAAUGGAAGGCAAUUUGUGAGCAAUUAUUUUGACAACUAUUGCAAACAGCGAGGAAUAUUGCUUAACAAGACAACCCCAUAUUGGCCGCAAGAAAAUGGUCUGGUUGAACGCCAGAACAGGUCUUUGCUAAAAAGGCUGAAGAUAAGCCAGGCUCAGAACGGGGAUUGGAAAAAAGAUUUGGGGGCGUAUCUCUCCAUGUACUACGCCACUCCACACAGCACCACAGGGAAAACACCGAGUGAGUUGAUGUUCAACCGAAAUAUCCGGACAAAAAUACCAUCAUUGGGAGACAUCAGUACCGGAUCUGCAUUACCAAUGUCUGAUUACAGGGAUAGAGACACAUGUAUGAAGGAAAAGGGAAGAGUGACAGAAGAUCAACGACGCAAAGCAAAACCGUCUGAUAUAAUAGUAGGAGAUAGAGUCCUAUUGAGGAAUACAAUGCCAGGCAACAAACUGAGUACACCCUUUGGACCACAGAUUGCAAAAGUAAUUGAGAAGCAAGGUUCUCGCGUAACAGUACAGGAUGAGCAAAACGGGAAAUUAUAUGACAGGAAUUCGAGCCACCUAAAAGAGUACAAGGACCCAGACGAUCAUAGGGAUGGUUGUGAGAGGGUGGUGGAUAACCAGGAGGAAGGAGUAGGUUUUAAUGAACCAACGACCGAAGAGAUACCGAGAACACUCUCCCGUCCGAAACGAGAAAUUAAACGUCCCGCUAGGUUCCUAUCAUAGAGUAAGAGAUUGGGUGAAAUAAUCAGAUGAAAUCAAAUAGUAAAUAAAUAAUUUGGGGAAUUGUA